This is a messenger RNA of Suillus subaureus, 495 nucleotides long. RefSeq lists its product as uncharacterized. The record is from RefSeq and is a predicted model, not a curated record. NCBI's taxonomy places the organism in Eukaryota, Fungi, Basidiomycota, Agaricomycetes, Boletales, Suillaceae. Bases 1 to 495 code for a protein of 164 amino acids. The transcript is spliced from 4 exons.
AUGAGUCCACAGUCAGCCAUUCGAUUCAAUGACCCUCCAGUGACCGACUACAAUUCAAUGGAUGUGGAUGAGUCCACUGUGUCCCAGGCAUCACUAGAUGAUCUAUACCUAGGGCUGGAUGAUGACAUAGAAUAUGAUUCUCUGUCAUCCAGAUCACCAGAUGUCUUGGCUGCAAUACCCAGUUUUCUCAUCAAUCCAGACUUGUACCUUGGGCCUGAGGAUGAUAUCAUUGAUGUGGAUGAGUUGCCAGAUUCUGCUGAUCCUAAGAUUGAUGUUCCAGCUGCAUCAGAAGUGUCUAUGUCAUUGGAUGACACCUCUAACAAACUUCAGUCAGAGCAGCCGGAGCUCACUAACAAAGAUUUAUGUUUAAUGGCCUGGGAGUUCCAACCAUUUGGGUCAUAUGAAUACACUGGGUGUGAGUAUCUGACCAAGCAGAUCAUUUAUCUCUGUGCUAAUUUUUCUGCAAGUGCAAUUCAUUCAAGAUUGACUUGGUGA